Coregonus sp. 'balchen' is the source of this 2719-nucleotide messenger RNA. The record is from the annotation of a GenBank genome assembly. Lineage: Eukaryota; Metazoa; Chordata; Actinopteri; Salmoniformes; Salmonidae.
AAGGGCACCUUGCUCUUGAAUAACGGCUUUGCAGUGAUAGCUGCUCUUUUGUUAGCCCUGGGAGAGAAGGCUAGAUCUUUCGAGAUGCUCAUCAUCGGUCGUUUCGUCAUGGGGGUGGACUCUGGUGAGUGCUCUUUCUGCUAGGGUGGAGAAAUCUGACCAUUAUCCCCCAACUAUCUAAAAAUAGUCUCAACCAGGAGAUUCUCAAGACUUGUAGAUGACUCACCAACGACAUACUAUUAUACAAUUAUAGUAAGUAUAUAGAACAAGCCAAGAGAUUAAAUCAGUGCCUAUAACCCAAUACAAUUGUUUCAUUAGGGUGUGUUCAUAUGGGUGAUUUUGAGAAAAUGAACCUGUUGAUUAUAGUACCAAGAUCUAAAAGAACUAGAGCUAAUCGUAAACGCACCAUGUGGUUACAAUAUGUAAGCACAAUAUAGCUGCUGAUGAAGAUGUAAAGGUGAAAAUGUAAAGACGAUACAGGAUCAAUAACACACACAGUUUAUCCUGGAAUCUGUUAUUUUAUAAUAGAUGUUACCGUCAGUGAGAUCCAUCUCCUGGUAUGUGGCGAUUCAACACGCCCCUACCUGUCUAGUGUACAGUGCCUUCAGAAAGUAUUCUUACCCUUUGACUUAUUCCACAUUUUGUUGCUACAGCCUGAAUUCAAAAUGGAUUAAAUAAAAAACAUGUUCUCACCCAUAUACACACAUUACCCCAUAUUAACAAAGUGAAAACAUGUUUUUAGACAUUUUAGCAAAUGUAUUGAAAAUUAAAUACAGAAAUAUAUAAUUAACAUAAGUAUUCACCCACUGAGUCUCUACCCUGUUAUGUUUAUGUUGUGCGGUCGGAGUCCCCACCUUUGGGGGGGGGGGUACUGUCACGCCCCGACUCAGAGGACGCUUGUAUGUUGAGUCAGGGUGUGUAUUUUCCUUGCGGUGUUUGUCCAUGUUGUACAUUCUAUUAUGUGUAUUUCUAUGUUGGCCGGUGUGGUUCCCAAUCAGAGGCAGCUGUAGCUCGUUGUCUCUGAUUGGGGACCAUACUUAGGCAGCCUAUUGGCACUAGUGGGUUGUGGGAUCUUGUUCCAGUUAAGGUAUGUUGUGUUGUUGACCUUAAAACUGAGAAUUGAUCAACAACAUUGUAUUUACUCCACAAUACUUAUCUAAUUAACAGAGUGAAAAGAAAAAAGACUGUAAAGAAUACAAAUAUUCCAAAAAUAUUGAAGUGUUAUGUUUGGAGAAAAUCCAACACCACACAUUACUGGGUACCACUUUCCAUAUGUUGAAGCAUAGUGGUGGCUGCAUCAUGUUAUGGGUAUGCUUGUAAUCGUUAAGGAUGAAAAAAAAAUUAACAGAAUGGAGCUAAGCACAGGCAAAAUCAUAGAGGAAAACCUGGUUCAGUCUGCUUUCCGCCAGAUACUGGGAGAUGAAUUCACCUUUCAGCAGGACAAUAACCUAAAAUCUACACAACAAAUAUACAGGACAAAUCUACACUGGAGUUGCUUACCAAGAUGACAGUGAAUGUUCCUGAGUGGCCAAGUUACAGUUUUGACUUAAAUCUACUUGAAAAUAUAUGGCAAGACCUGCAUAUUUAUUUCUAUCAAUGAUGAACAACCAAUUUGACAGAGCUUGAAGAAUUUAGGAAAGAAUAAUGUGCAAAUGUUGCACAAUGCAGGUGUGGAAAGCUCUUAGAGAUUUACCCAGAAAGACUCACAGCUGUAAUCGCUGCUAUUGGUGCUUCAUUCAAAGUAUUGACUCAGGUUUGUGAAUACCUAUGUAAAUGAGAUAUUUCUGUAUUUUAUUUUCAAUAGAUAAUGUCUAAUAACAUGUUUUCACUUUGUCAUUAUGGUGUUUUGUUUGUAGAUGGUUGAGAAAAAAUCGAUGAAAUUCAUUUAGAAUUCAGGCUGUAACACAACAUACUUUCUGAAAACACUGUGUUCCUCUCAUGGGCAUUGUGAAACCACACAUAAUAUUUUAUCUACACCUGAUUUCUAAUAAUUUUUACUUUGAGAUUCCAUUCAAAUUCAAUUGCUCCAAAGGCUUUAAAGCUUUUAAUUGAUUCUGGACUUCAGGGAAUUCUCCCGCCAGUAGAAAUAGGAGUCUACGUCUUCCCCGGUCAACAGCUGUCCUGUGUCAAUCCUGAUAUGAUAGACUUUGAUGUGUUUUCACUUUUGAUGUGACUUUGAUCCACACAGAAUAAAUAAUAUUGUGGCCUAACAGUUUGCGCAUUCUAGCAUGUUUUUGUGAAGGAGGAUUUGUAUAUACAGCAUGGUUAUAUGACUAGGAAAUAUUGGUUAACACAAGAAAUGCAAUCUCCUUCAGCAGAAUCUGCUGAGACAAUAAAAGCACCCAUUAUUGGAUAUAGUCUAUUUUUACUAUUCAGGCGUGUUUACACCAUGAGGUUAUUACUGAGUUAGUGCUCAUUUUUAAUCCACAACAAUUAAUCACUUUUAAAGAGUAAAUCCUAUGCAGUCCAUGUUGAACUUAAUAUCCAUUGAUUUUGUGCUUGUUGGCUUGUGUUUCUAGGUAUUGCUCUCAGCGCCCUGCCCAUGUAUCUGGGCGAGAUAUCCCCCAGACACGUGAGAGGCUCCAUUGGCCAAUUCAACGCCAUACUCAUCUGCCUGGGGGUGUUCACCGGACAAGUCCUGGGACUUCCUGAACUUCUGGGCCAGGUUAGUACUGUUGGUGACGGAUUCCACGAUACGGUGCCAUUAUUAGGACGGUAA